Messenger RNA from Thecamonas trahens ATCC 50062, 1897 nucleotides. Its product is annotated as carnitine O-acetyltransferase. Lineage: Eukaryota; Apusomonadida; Apusomonadidae. The record is from RefSeq and is a predicted model, not a curated record. Bases 1 to 1881 code for a protein of 626 amino acids. Gene Ontology annotation, molecular function: acyltransferase activity. The transcript has a single exon.
AUGGCUGCACCUCCACCACCGCCAUCAAGCACACUCACCGCAGCGUACGCCCAUCCGCCGCUGCCGCCACUACCGGUCCCACCGCUGGAAAAGACGCUGGCACGGUGGCUGGACUCGCUGGCGCCGCCGCUCUCUGACGCUGCCAUCGCCGAGGCCAAAGACGCUGUGGAGGCAUGUCUCGCAUGCGAGGACGUGCGCGCAGCGCAGGCACGGCUGGAGGAGCGUGCGGUGAGCGAGCCGUCGUGGCUCGAUGACUGGUGGCUGACCGGGGCAUACACCAGCUGGCCGAGUCCGACUCCGUACCUCUCCAACUACUUUAUCGGCUACCCGGCCGAGGCGCUGCCGGAGGCGUUGCGCGGAUCGCAAGCGGCAGCAAGUGCAUACAUGGCCGCCGGCUUUGUAGCAUUUUUCGCCAAGCUCGCUGCAGGCCGGAUCCCGCGCGAGUACAUGGGCCGCAAGCCGCGCAUCCCACUCUCGAUGCACCAGUACGCCGCGCUGUGGGGCACUACCCGGAUCCCAGGCGAGGCUGGUGACUCGCUACUGGCAUCACGCCAUGCUGGUGAUCUUCAGCUCCCGGUCAAGGCACUGGUCAUCUCUCCGGCCGGCUACUUUAUUGUCACCCUUGCUCCGGCGCUGUCGGAGGACUGCCCGGUCGACAUGGCAGCGCUGGCAGCGACGCUAGAGGCCCUUGCGCGUCUACCCCCAGUUGACGAGCUCGAUGCGUCAGCACGGAUCCUGGGUGAGCUCUCUGCCGGCGAGCGGCCGAACUGGGCACAAGCGCGGACGCUCCUGCUCGAGCACGAGCCCGCAAUCAACGGGCCAGCUCUCGACGCCAUCGCCGACACAGCGCUCGCCAUUGUUCUCGACCCACACGAGCCGGACAGCACUCUCGACGCGACACGGACCGCGGCCGGAGGCGAUGCGUCGCUUCGCAUGUUUGACAAGACCAUUCAGAUCAUCGCGUACGGCAACGGCAUCAUCGGCGUCAACGGCGAGCACUCCCCGGCCGAUGCCAUCUCGACCGUCUACGUCUUUAACGACAUCCACACCGCCGAGCCGCCACCAGCGCUGCUGCACUGGCUUGCUACGCCGUCCCACGCGCCGCGCAAGACAAACGUGACCCUCGCCGUGGCGCCCGUCCGGCUCGCGGUCCCGCGGCAGGCGCUCGCGCCUGUACUCGUCGCGGCACGGACCUCGUUUGCCACCGCCUCGGAGGACUUUGACGAGGAUUUGCUCUUCUACAACACCUUUGGUCACGACGCACUCAAAGCCGGGCGGACAUCGCCAGACGCGUUUAUUCAGAUGGCCAUUGGCCUGGCGUACUUCCGGCUCCAUGGCAAGCACGCGGUGACGUACGAGACCGGACAGACGCGGCAGUUUGCGCUCGGGCGGACCGAGACGGUUCGAGCAGCAAGCUCGGAGCGGGCGGCGUUCAUCGAGGCCAUGGGCGCGCCCGACGCCACCGUGACCGAAAAGCGAGCUGCACUCGACGCCGCCAUCAAACGGCACCUUGCGCUGCUGAAAGACGCGUGCUUUGGUGCAGGUGUCGAUCGGCACUUGCUGGGCCUGCGGAUGGCGUGCUCUGAGCUCGGACUCCCGCUCCCGGAGCUUUUCUCCACCGAGGCCUUUAUCACCUCGUCGCAGUGGGUCAUCUCGUCGUCGAACACCAACCCUGCACCGUUUCCGCGCAUCGGCGGCUUUGGUCCUGUCGUCCACCCGCACGGCUACGGCAUCUGCUACUCGACACUCCCGGACAUGAUUUGCGUCAACAUCACGUCGUGGCGGUCGAGCGAAGAGACAUCGUCGGCAGCCAUGCGCAAGGCGCUUGCGGGAGCCUUUACCGAUGUCGGUGCGUUGGUGGUCAACGUGCCUAAGCUGUAAACUCACCAUGGUCGCG